This is a messenger RNA of Peronospora farinosa, 1491 nucleotides long. Lineage: Eukaryota; Oomycota; Peronosporomycetes; Peronosporales; Peronosporaceae. The record is from the annotation of a GenBank genome assembly.
AUGGCGUUACCUCGAUACGGACGUGACCGCCAGCGUCUACGUCGUCAUGGUGCACUCCGAUUGAGACGCUUUAAACCGUUACAUUUACUUGCCGGUGGCUUCUUUGUGGUGUAUGUGGGUUUUCUUGCAAGCUGGCACUUUUUUGGGGACUUUUCCAGCUUGGAAAGUUUCAAGCUAGAAAAGUCCUUAAAGCGACACCUCGCACCGACGGUGCAGCUCAGUAAGCUGCGUAAAGCCAGCAACUCAAUGCAUAUUACAAGCGAUGAUGCAAUUGACGUGAAAAUUGCUGAGCGAAUAGAAGAACCGCGUGAAAUUAUGGAGCGCGGACGUCCCAAAGUCGUGCUUCCAACAACUUCACCUCUUUCUGCUGUUCCAGUAGCUACAAAUGUUGAUGUUACAGUGUUGGAAAAGCCGAACGAGGUGCAGAAAGUGGUGGUAAACAAAGAGCUUGAAGGACAUGGCUCGGGGAUGCCGAUGCAGACCGUGGAUGAGAUGACAAGGAUGCAGGAAGAGGUGCAGACUACCGAGAUGAAAGCUUCCGUGGAGUCUGCAGUGGUGGUUGAUGUGGAAAAGGUUGCUAUUGAAACUGUACCUGAGCAAAUUGCAGCGCCAUUGACGGUGGAUCCGUUCGCUGGGAGACAUCAGGAAAUAUCUGGAUAUGAAGCGACGAUGAAGUUUUUGGAGAAUUACCAGUACAAUCCGAAUGAGUCGUUGUUCCUUUUUUUCGUGUGUAGUGAUGAGCAAUUCAAGGCGAGCGACUGGUCUGAAGUUUGUGCAGAGGGAAAGAAGCACGUGUAUGACGUGUUUUCCAAGUCCCCAGAACGCAACCGACUUGUGACGGUGUUUGCAGGUUCGGAAAAAUACUGGAAAUACCAGAAUGAGUUUUACAAUGAUCCGGACUUGCACGUGAAGGGUGUGCCUUGUAUUAUGAAGUGGGAAGGACACAGUGGCAGGACGGAAGGAAUGCUUGUGAAGCGAUCGUUGUAUGACGAGCCGUUCUUGCGGUAUUUGUUUAAGAACAUGGACCAACCUGAGGUACUCUUUGUUCCAGAAGACAUUAAAAACAAGCAGAUUAUAACGGUAAAAGGCUACGAUAGUUAUGUGGAUUUCAUGGCUAAGUAUGAGUAUGAGGAAAACCCGGUCCCUACAUUCCUAAUGAUGGUAGCAGGCCGAUUCCAAAACAAUAACAGACCGUGGUGUCCGUAUUGCCGGUACUCGGAGUUACCCCUUGAGUACGCUUUCUACUCGUAUGCUCCAAAGAAUGCCCGGAUGAUUCGCGUGGAAGUCGCAGACACGUACUCAGAGUGGAAAAAGCGAAACGAGUUCACCCGCGACGAAAAUUUGCGACUCAACCUUGUGCCGCUAAUGUUUUACAUUCAGACGAUUCCCGCUGCCACCGCGAACGACACCAAGUCGAUCAUAUUCACCUCACACAUGACUCGUUACGACGAACUGGACCCGUUACGCGAGUUUUUCACAAGUUUUGCAUAG